UUCGCUAUUAAGGGAGAGAGGAGAGAAGGUAAUUUUGAGAGAAACUCCUCAUUUUACUAAAUACAUCAGUUUGGGAAGUCAGAGAUGGAGCAGCAGGAGAUGGGGAAACCAGCCAAACCAAAAGCCAAGAAAGACGUUGGUCCAGGGAGGUCGAUAGACACCUAUGCUGCCCAAUGCGAAAAGUGUCACAAGUGGAGGGUGAUUGAUGGUCAAGACGAGUACGAGGAUAUCAGAAGCAAAAUGCUGGAGGACCCUUUCAACUGUCAGAAGAAACAGGGCCUCUCUUGUGAAGAGCCUGCAGAUAUUGACUACGAUUCCUCACGCACUUGGGUCAUCGACAAGCCCGGUGUCCCCAAAACCCCCAAAGGUUUCAAGAGGAGCUUGGUUCUCAGAAAAGAUUACUCUAAGAUGGAUACCUACUACAUCACUCCUACCGGGAAGAAGCUCAGGAGUCGCAAUGAAAUUGCAGCCUUCGUCGAAGCCUAUCCGGAAUUCAAUAACGCACCUCUCGGAGACUUCAAUUUCACUGUCCCAAAGGUCAUGGAAGACACUCUUCCUCCUGAUCCUAGGCUUGCUUCUCCUUUUGCUACCUCUACUUCCACCUCUGCGAGGAGCUCUUUAACGCAGACCCAAGACUAGCGGGUUUCCCUAUUUGUUCCCUUUUUCUUCUCAUCCCUCAAACAAUGCUUUUUCGGAGUUUGUGUACAUUUGAUGAUGUUCUCUAAAACUAUUAAGCUCUGCUUUAACUGGGGGGAACUCGAUUCCAAAACUUAAAAAGUUUAUAAACUAUUAUUUUAAUC
Capsella rubella is the source of this 800-nucleotide messenger RNA. Its product is annotated as methyl-CpG-binding domain-containing protein 4. The record is from RefSeq and is a predicted model, not a curated record. Gene Ontology annotation, molecular function: DNA binding; zinc ion binding. NCBI's taxonomy places the organism in Eukaryota, Viridiplantae, Streptophyta, Magnoliopsida, Brassicales, Brassicaceae. Bases 85 to 639 code for a protein of 184 amino acids. The transcript is spliced from 2 exons.